This is a messenger RNA of Culex quinquefasciatus (southern house mosquito), 4360 nucleotides long. Its product is annotated as basic proline-rich protein. NCBI's taxonomy places the organism in Eukaryota, Metazoa, Arthropoda, Insecta, Diptera, Culicidae. The record is from RefSeq and is a predicted model, not a curated record. Bases 187 to 4029 code for a protein of 1280 amino acids. The transcript is spliced from 4 exons.
UAGUCGGCAACCGUCGACCCGGGUGGAGGCGUGCUAUCCCUCUCGUGUAACGUGUAACACGCGUGUUCGGUAACAGUGUAACAACCUGCAACAGGACUCUUUUUUUUUUGGUGAAAAAGUGUGUUGCGCAAACUUCGACAGUGAUUUAUUGUUCGGCAAGAUCUUAAGCAAGAGUUGUUGCUGAAAAUGCGACUGCUAGUGCUUUGCCUAGCGCUAGCAACGUCCGGCUAUGCGGAGAUAACGACGCACCUUGGACCGGACGGCUACGAAUACCCAAGGCCGAACAUCCCGUUCCCACCGCCGGAGAAACCCUCACCGCCAGGAAGCACUCCACGACCAUGUCCUUUCGGUGGAGUUCCGCCGUACUGCUGUACAAACGGAGGCUCGGGGCCAAACUGUGCCCUGCCGUCUCCACCAACUCCGGGACCAACAACUCCGAGACCUUGUCCGUUUGGAGGAGUCCCUCCGUACUGUUGUACUAACGGAGGCUCGGGGCCAAACUGUGCUGUCCCGACUACCCCUGCAGGUUGUCCUUACGGAGGAGUUCCUCCUUACUGCUGUACAAACGGUGGACAAGGACCCAACUGUGUAGUGUCAAUUCCUUCUACACCUGCACCAACAACACCACGACCCUGUCCGUAUGGUGGAAUUCCGCCGUAUUGUUGUACUAACGGAGGACAAGGUCCAAACUGCGAGGUUCCUACCAGGCCAACUCCUGGACCGACUACUCCGGCAGGAUGUCCUAACGGAGGAGUACCACCCUAUUGCUGCACCAAUGGAGGUUCCGGUCCGAAUUGCAUCGUCCCCACUAGACCAACUCCAGGACCAACCACUCCUCGGCCCUGCCCGUUCGGAGGAAUCCCUCCGUACUGCUGUACCAAUGGUGGAACCGGACCCAAUUGCGUUGUAGCUACAACUUCAACUCCCACGACACCAAGACCCUGCCCGUACGGUGGAGUUCCUCCGUACUGUUGUACCAAUGGUGGACAAGGACCGAAUUGUGUUGUUCCGACUAGGCCUCCUCCAUCUACGCCAAGGCCUUGCCCGGCUGGCGGUGUACCCCCCUAUUGCUGUACCAACGGAGGUCAAGGACCAAACUGCGUAGUUCCACCUCCUCCCGUUCCACCACCAACGCGACCUCCGCCACCACCUCCAUCCGGUAACGACAACGAAUACCUGCCGCCAUGCACUAACGGCGGCCAAGGACCUGACUGUGUACUGCCAAUCACACCACCACCCAAUCGACCACCAACUCGACCUCCAGCGUGUCCAUCUGGUGGAGUUCCUCCUUACUGCUGUACCAACGGCGGAUCCGGACCGAAUUGUGUUGUUCCAACGAGACCAACUCCAGGACCUACGACUCCAGCUGGAUGUCCAUAUGGAGGAGUGCCUCCAUAUUGUUGUACGAACGGAGGAACUGGACCGAAUUGCAUAGUUCCGACAAGACCAACUCCGGGACCGACGACCCCGGCGCCUUGCCCGUAUGGAGGCGUUCCUCCAUAUUGCUGUACCAACGGCGGAUCCGGACCGAACUGUGUUGUUCCAACGAGACCUACUCCGGGACCAACUACUCCAGCUGGAUGCCCUUACGGAGGAGUUCCUCCAUAUUGCUGCACCAACGGCGGAACUGGACCGAAUUGUAUUGUUCCAACCAGACCAACUCCAGGACCUACAACUCCGGCGCCUUGCCCGUACGGAGGAGUUCCUCCAUAUUGCUGUACCAACGGUGGAAGCGGACCAAACUGUGUAGUCCCAACAAGACCUACUCCAGGACCAACCACUCCAGCUGGAUGUCCUUAUGGAGGCGUUCCUCCAUAUUGUUGUACAAACGGAGGAACUGGACCGAAUUGCAUUGUUCCGACAAGACCAACUCCAGGACCAACAACUCCCGCUCCUUGUCCAUUCGGAGGAGUCCCACCGUACUGUUGUACCAAUGGAGGAUCCGGACCAAACUGUGUGGUUCCAACGAGACCUACUCCUGGACCAACGACUCCUGCUGGAUGUCCCAACGGAGGAGUUCCUCCCUACUGCUGUACAAACGGAGGAUCAGGUCCGAACUGUAUCGUCCCUACUAGACCAACUCCCGGACCGACCACUCCUCGGCCAUGUCCCUUCGGAGGAGUUGCUCCUUACUGUUGUACGAACGGAGGAUCAGGACCAAAUUGCAUUGUGCCGUCUCGACCAACUCCUGGACCAACAACGCCAAGACCAACUCAAAACAACGAAUAUCUGCCACCUCCAACCAAACCAUCACAGGGCUGCCCCAAUGGAGGAGUACCUCCGUAUUGCUGUACCAAUGGAGGAUCCGGGCCAAACUGCGCAGUUCCAACGCAACCUCCACGACCAACUACUCCUUCCGGUUGUCCAAAUGGAGGAGUCCCGCCCUACUGCUGCACUAAUGGUGGACAAGGUCCCAAUUGCCAGGUUCCAACACAACCUCCAAGGCCAACCACUCCGCAGUGUCCGUACGGUGGAGUUCCACCCUAUUGCUGCACAAACGGAGGUCAAGGACCAAAUUGCAUUGUUCCGACGCAGCCACCACGACCAACCACACCUGCUGGAUGUCCGAAUGGAGGAGUCCCUCCGUACUGUUGUACUAACGGAGGUCAAGGUCCAAAUUGUGUAGUUCCAACACAACCACCUCGCCCUACCACGCCCUCGUGUCCUUAUGGAGGAGUUCCACCAUAUUGCUGCACGAAUGGAGGUCAAGGACCUAACUGUAUCGUUUCAACGCAACCGCCAAGACCAACCACUCCUGCCGGAUGUCCAAAUGGUGGAGUUCCUCCUUACUGCUGCACCAAUGGUGGACAAGGACCAAACUGCGUUGUUCCGACACAACCACCACGGCCAACAACUCCAACCUGUCCCUACGGAGGUGUUCCACCCUAUUGUUGUACUAACGGAGGUCAAGGUCCCAACUGCAUAGUGCCAACACAACCACCACGACCGACGACCCCUGCCGGAUGUCCGAAUGGAGGAGUCCCGCCGUAUUGUUGUACUAACGGAGGUCAAGGUCCUAACUGCAUUGUACCGACACAACCACCAAGACCCACCACUCCACAGUGCCCGUAUGGUGGAGUGCCGCCAUAUUGCUGCACAAAUGGAGGACAAGGACCCAACUGUAUUGUUCCAUCGAGACCAACCCAGCCACCAACGAAGCCAACUUCCGAAAACGAAUAUCUGCCACCGUGCACAAACGGCGGAUUCGGUCCCAACUGCGCACUGCCAACUCAACCACCGGUUACUCGACCGCCACCAACUCAGCCUCCACGGCCAACAACGCCAUCCUGCCCAUACGGAGGAGUUCCACCAUACUGCUGUACCAACGGAGGUCAAGGUCCUAACUGCAUAGUUCCAACACAACCACCACGACCGACGACCCCUGCCGGAUGUCCGAAUGGUGGCGUUCCUCCCUACUGUUGUACCAACGGUGGACAGGGCCCUAACUGUGCCGUUCCGAGCCGUCCUUCGACGUACCCACCAGCUACCCGACCACCGCCAACGCAACCACCAAGCUGCCCAGCCGGAGGUAUUCCGCCCUAUUGCUGCACCAAUGGCGGACAAGGACCCAACUGCGCUGUUCCAACGCGUCCCCCAACUUAUCCGCCAGCUACUCGACCACCACCAACCCAACCACCAAGCUGCCCUGCCGGAGGAGUUCCGCCGUACUGCUGUACAAAUGGCGGCCAAGGGCCGAACUGCGCAGUUCCAACGCGUCCCCCAACCUAUCCCCCGGCAACUCGACCACCGCCAACACAACCGCCAAGCUGUCCAGCCGGUGGAAUCCCACCGUACUGCUGCACCAACGGCGGCCAAGGCCCCAACUGCGCAGUUCCAACGCGACCCCCAACCUAUCCACCGGCAACGCGACCUCCACCAACACAACAGCCGGGCUGCCCGGCCGGAGGAGUCCCACCGUACUGCUGUACUAACGGUGGAAGUGGGCCCAACUGCGAAAUUAAACCGUCCCACACCCUGGACCAGGACGGUUACCACUACCAGAGGCCGAGCAAGCCGUUCAACUUCUAGGUGCUAUUUAUUUCAUAACCAUUCCAACAUUUGUACAGAGUUGAGAACCCAUCCAGGAUGAACAAGAGUCAAGAAUCAAUAGCUGAGUGGAAGUGGUUGUGCCCAUUUCCUUCUAUUUUGUAAAAAGUGCAUGUAUUUAUGUUUUAUACCCACUAUAUUGUCUCGAUCAGAAAAAUACUCGAUUGUGUGUGCUUCGUCUCUGCCCGCAGGACAGUGCGCUGCCCGAAGCACGUAAUCAAACAUCAAAAAUUUUAUCUAGUGUUAGAUGAAGCUAGCUUUAAGAAAGGCGAUUGAUUGCUGAAGAGCCAAAUAAACGUUAAAGAAAUGUGUA